Molecule: messenger RNA, 2054 nt
Organism: Solea solea (common sole)
Lineage: Eukaryota; Metazoa; Chordata; Actinopteri; Pleuronectiformes; Soleidae
Gene: popdc1
Product: blood vessel epicardial substance
Exons: 8
Coding region: 261-1346 (361 amino acids)
Cellular component (GO): sarcolemma
Molecular function (GO): cAMP binding
Source: RefSeq, a predicted model, not a curated record
GGAAUGUGCGGCGCACAUUGUGCAGCCCCGGAUCUGAGGAGGGAGCUGGCCGCAGUCACAGCACUGACUCUAGUCUCUCUCUGUCCGAAGCUUGUCCUUCAGUGUCUUUAACCUCUGCGGUGCACACCCGCAUUUCACCCGCUUUUCACUGCGAACAGCAACAACAGCAGCAGCAGCAGCAGCUGGACAGGCGGUGAGUUGCUGUGAGCUCAAGACAAACCAAGCUCUGUUCUCCAAGGUGACCUGAAGAAAUCUGAAGGAUGUCCACUCCCUCGGAGCAACCCUUCCUCCUCCUCACCACCCUGCCCUCCUUCACUCCAUCCACACCGGGAUUUGAGGAUGUGUCCAAUGGCACCACGUGUCAGGAGUGGGAGCAGACCCACCACGUCCUCUUCCAUCUGGGGAACCUGUCCCUGCUGCUGGGCCUGGUCAUCCCGACCACUGUGGGUCUGCACAUGAUCCUGCUGCGCCUGAUGCUGAUGACAGGUUGCGGUCUCUUCAUUUUAUGGGCGACUCUGUACCGGUGCAACAUGGACGUGAUGGUUUGGAAUGUGGUGUUUCUGGUGAUCAACUUCAUGCACCUCUUCUAUCUCCUGUACAAGCGAAGACCUAUUAAGAUCGACAGGGAGCUGCGCUCUGUCUACAAGCGGAUGUUUGAGCCCUUGCACGUGAAGGAGUCUCUAUUUCAGAGGCUCACCGGUCAGUUCUGCACCAUUCAGACUCUGAAGAAAGGUCAGGCCUACGCUGCCGAGGACAAGACGUCCGUGGACGAACGCCUUAGCAUUCUGCUCAAAGGAAGGAUGAAGGUGUCGUACAGAAGCCAUUUCCUACACAACAUCUACACCAGCUCCUUCAUUGACUCUCCAGAGUUCAGGGCCACAGAGAUGCACAGAGGAGAGAAGUUCCAGGUGACAAUUGUUGCAGAGGAGAACUGCAAGUUCUUGUGCUGGUCUCGGGAGAGGCUCACCUACUUCCUGGAGUCAGACACUUUCCUCAAUGAAGUGUUCCGCUACCUUAUCGGCAAAGAUAUCACCAAUAAACUGUACUCUCUGAACGACCCCACACUCAGUGACAAGGCAGUGAAGAAGAUGGAGCGUCAGCCCACCCUCUGCUCUCAGCUGUCUAUGAUGCAGAUGAGGAACAGCAUGGGGAGCACCAACGACACCGAUGAUGUGCUCAACCAGAUCCUACGAGGAGGAUCUACUGGUUCAUCCCUCCAAAAAUCACCUACCACCAAGGCAUCCAAGAUGAACCCAAUAGAAGAAAGUAUGGAAGAUGAUGUUUUCAAAGAAUCUGCUCCUUCUAAGUCCGCCCGUAUGCCCAGCACUUCCACUGAGGAAGUGUAACCUGCAGGUGACAAAUGUAUAUCAUCGAAUGUAUACAUGUUUAUUUUUUUUAAAGAUUGCAUUUAUGUGGGUUUAUUAUUAGAAGAUUUGUUUAAGUUGCAUUGGUUUGUUUAUUUGACCCAAUGACUUGAGAAUAGCUGAAACAUCAGGAUCACCCUCUGGUGGCUGGUAGAAGUACAGGUCAUAAACCCAGCCACUUCAUAAAUUGGUGGAAAAUAAAACAUUAGAAUACAAGAGAAUUAUAACACAUUUCUAGUAAACAUUGCCUUUGACAUUUCUUCCACAUUAUAUGAUAAUAGGAUCAUUUGUGGGUUAAUCAUAAAUAGUGAAACCUUUCACGUCACAUAUACAAGUUCAUUUUGUUUAUAUCAAUUUUUUGUUCUUCAAAUGGUCACAAUAUGUGUAAAUUACAAUUAUUCUCCAUUAGUCAUUAUUAUCAGGGUUCCCACAACUAAUUAAUAGUUAUAAGGUCCUAUUACUUCAGAUCACAAUGAGAUUUAUUUCUGGAGAAUAUAACUAGUGAGUCUUUUGUCUGCACUGAUGCGUCACUUGUUUUGUGUUUUUUGAUUUACAUAACAGACGUUUUGUUACCGAGGAUUUUCCUGAGAAGUUAUUUUAUUUACAGUAUGUGUGUUUAUGCAUUCUUCAUAAAUGUCUGAACCACAAGCCAUUGUACUCUGUGUGUUCAAUAAACAUUUGGUGUGUGUA